Molecule: messenger RNA, 387 nt
Organism: Phragmites australis (common reed)
Lineage: Eukaryota; Viridiplantae; Streptophyta; Magnoliopsida; Poales; Poaceae
Product: classical arabinogalactan protein 4-like
Exons: 1
Coding region: 1-387 (128 amino acids)
Source: RefSeq, a predicted model, not a curated record
AUGGCUGCUUCUCCCCUCGCCGUCCUCUCCGUCCUCGCCCUCCUCGCCGUGGCCGCCACGGCGCAGGCGCCCAGCGGGGCCCCCGCGGCCGCGCCCAUGGCCCCGGCGACCCCACCGCCGGCAUUGCCGCCCCCCGCCCGGGCGCCGGUCGCCCCGCCCACGACGGCGCCCGCGCCCGCGCCCAAGGUCGCGCCCACCCCGGCUCCCACGCCGUCCGCGUCCGCGCCGGCGCCCGAGGCCCCCGUCUCCUCCCCUCCCGCGCCCACCCCCGAGGGGUCCCCCUCACCCUCCGCCGAGCCGUCCACCCCGGCCAACGGCGCCGCCGGUCUCCGCCCCGCCUUCGCGUUCGCCGCCGCCGCCGUCGCCGCGGCCAUCUACGCCUUCUAG